GCCCGCUCCUCGGUGCCCACAGGCGGCGCCCGCGGGCCGGCGGCGGAGCCGCGGCCUCUCCCUUCCCGCGCAAGAUGGCGGCGGCCGGCGGCGUGCCGGUGCGGGUCUGCCACCAGGAGAUCGUCAAGUUCGACCUGGAGAUCAAGGCGGCCGUGCAGGACAUCCGGGACUGCCCGGGGCCGCUCGGCGCCCUCACGGAGCUCAACGCCGUCGUGAAGGAGAAGUUCCGCCACCUCCGCGGCCGCAUCCAGGAGCUGGAGCAGAUGGCCAAGGAGCAGGAUAAGGAGUCGGAGAAGCAGGCCUUGCUGCGGGAGGUGGAAAACCACAAGAAGCAAAUGCUGAGCAAUCAGGCAGCUUGGAGAAAGGCGAAUCUAGCUUGCAAAAUUGCUAUCGACAACUCUGAGAAAGAUCAACUGCUGCAGGGAAGAGACUCCUUAAGACACAGGAAGACUACAAAGGAAAGUCUGGCAGAGAGUGCAAGUAACAUCACAGAGAGUCUGAUGGGCAUUAGCAGGAUGAUGUCACAACAAGUCCAGCAGAGUGAGGAGACUGUGCAAACCCUAGCCAAUUCUUCACGAACCAUCCUGGAAGCAAAUGAAGAAUUUAAGUCCAUGUCUGGGACAAUUCAGUUGGGGCGAAAGCUCAUAACAAAGUACAAUCGCAGGGAACUGACGGACAAGCUGCUCAUCUUUCUCGCCCUUGCCUUAUUCCUAGCCACGGUGCUCUAUAUUUUGAAAAAAAGACUCUUUCCAUUUUUGUAAAAUUCCAAAGCUAAACUGAACUAUUACAAAAGAUCAGAAAGAGAUGGAGUAAUAAUGGUAGGGCUUUUAAAUAAAAUCAUAAAGGGAUAUUGCAAUAGCUGAAAGAGCAUUAGAGCAGGCAUGACUUUAUACUGUUCCCGCAGAGCAUGUGACCUGCCUAAGAAGAGCUUAAAUGAGCAUGAGGUGGGAAGAAGCAGGUAGAGCAAGGUAUGGAAAGAAGAAACACCACUUUGCCUGUAGGUUUGGGGAACCAAACACGUGAGGAAGGAGGCGCUGAAAGGUGCCAGUCUUAACUUUCAACCUCCCUUCAUUUUGCCUUGAAAUUCACUUUUGUCCUUGGCAUGGACUGGAAGCUGCUUUGAUACCUGUGUGUAAGGUGCCGAAAGUAAGAGGAAGGAUGAAAGAAACUCACAUACAUUCCGUUAAUAAAUAUUUAUUGUAUCUAUGUAAACUGAGUUUUGUUUAAAAACAAAGUCUAAUGGAUUGAAAGAGCCUGAACAACUUCCCAUGUGAAAAUUCUGCUUAAUACUUAACAGCAGCAGUUGCUUACAGGUUGUUUUUUUUCUGGGAGCAUAGCACACGUGCAGUCUGGCUGUGUUCCUUAGGAGGGCUCCGUCCAAAGCAAACAUGGGGCCCCAUUUGUUACUGUUCAUUCACACGAUAUAUUUGAGAAUUGCAUUGCGAAUCUGUUGAAAUCAAAAACCUUUUUGCUCCUUUUCUUUAUAAAAUUCCACUGCCAUGUUGUAUGUUUGUAAGGUUUUCUUGCUCGUAGGGUUGAUCUUUUCUCAGGUAAUCAUUGCAAGAGGUUUUGUUCUUCAGUAGUGGGAGUUGAUUUGCUUUAAUAGCAUAAAUGCCAGCCUGCCACACUCCACAUAGUACCUGGAAGUAGCACAAACUGCACUGCAGCGUUCUUAAAACUGAUGUUGCCUCUGGAAAUUGUUUUAUUGCUUCUUCAGAGCUGACUGGUAAUGUUGACAUAUGGUUUAGGAAAUUCUCACAGAAUGGUUAAAUACUGCCUUAAUUUAGUAGUCAGAAGUAAACUUUUUUUAAAAAAUAUAUAUGUUAGGAAACAUGAUGUCAAGCAAAUUACGGUGUAUAAAUUUAUGUGAAAUUUGAGGCUAGGUUACCUUUGUAGGUAGUUCUCCAUAGUACAUUUAGGGAGGAGAGAUGACCAGACUAUUACUUUGUCAUUCUAAUAUUAAUUUACUAGAUCUUAUCAGCGGUCACAAUUUACCCUUUUGCUGGCAGCUGCUACAAGCCUGGCUAAAUACAGAAGAGGAAGUAGGUUGUAGUAAUCCAAACUGGAGUACAGGACAGUGGAAGUGACGAUGGUGUGUCUAUGCAUAAAUAAGAAAAGCUGGAAAGUGUAAUGGAGUUCAGAAUCAAGGGCUCUGCCUGCAGAGUCGGUUCCUGAGCCUUUCUUACUCAUGUAGUAGCGAGGCGUUUGGUAACCUCGGCGCUGGGAGUGGUGUAUCCCACAGAGGGCACUACUGCCUGGGAGUCUGGAGCGUUUCCUCGCACUGGAAGUCCUGUAAUAUGCAGGCUAGACAGCAUGGAUGUGGCUUUGUCUGUACCGUUUUAUUCAUCGAUUUUUAGUGCAGCCUUCGUAAUAGCCUUUCCUGAGAUACAGAAUUACACAAAGAUUGAAAUAAAUUGACAAUGUGCGUGUUCUAGUUUUGAAUAACAGAGAAAUUACUCAGCUUAAAAAAGGGAAACGCACAAAGCUGAUGAAUGUGUGCUUUUUGGUAAUAAUAAAAGCGUUGCUUUGGUAAGAAGUCUUCUGAUAAGCACGCUGCUAACCAAGGUCAGGUUUGUAUACUACAAGUGUUUUGUAGUCUGCGAGUUGGGGCCACAGUGGAGCAGGUUUCAUCCUGCUCAGUGAUGCUGGCAGUUGUGUCUCUAGCACUGGGCUCCUGCCCCCUCCGGAACCCAGUCCUUGUGCCCCUCUGCUCAGAAUGUACAAGCAUCGAAAGGGUAAUAAAAGUGUGUUCGCCUGUC
Molecule: messenger RNA, 2759 nt
Organism: Falco peregrinus (peregrine falcon)
Lineage: Eukaryota; Metazoa; Chordata; Aves; Falconiformes; Falconidae
Gene: BNIP1
Product: BCL2 interacting protein 1
Exons: 6
Coding region: 75-761 (228 amino acids)
Biological process (GO): retrograde vesicle-mediated transport, Golgi to endoplasmic reticulum
Cellular component (GO): endoplasmic reticulum; SNARE complex
Molecular function (GO): SNAP receptor activity
Source: RefSeq, a predicted model, not a curated record